UGUCAUUUUACCGGAAGUACAGUGUGCACUCAUUAUAUUAUUGAACGCGCUGUGUAUCGACUAUGUACACGCAUACGCAAAGUAAAUAAUGCGCCUUGCACUAGCAGUCAAUGUCAUGAAGGCUGCAGUAGCGUUAUCUGGCCGAUUUUCGGAUAUACCCUCUCUCUACAACAGUCAUCAAAACGCAGGAAUCGGCGGUUCUGUUACCACAGAAUCGACGGAUACGAGGCGUAGAUCGAGCUCACUGACAAGCAGGAUGUCUGCGCUGUUGAUUUUGGCGGCGGGAGCCGAGGAAAUGGAGAUGGUUAUUUCUGUCGAUGUGUUGCGACGGGCUCAAAUCAGUGUGACAGUUGCUGGGUUGUCUGGCACUGAACCAAUCACAUGCAGUCGCAAUGUUGUCAUCGUCCCCGAUAAAAGCUUGGAAGAGGCAGCCAAGCAGGGACUGUACGAUGUUGUCAUCAUGCCUGGAGGCAACGGGGGAGCUCAAAAUCUGGCUGGGUCAGAAAAAGUUGGUGAAAUACUGAAGGCCCACGAGAGCGGAGGAAAGAUAGUUGCUGCAAUCUGUGCAGCUCCGAUAGCACUUCUUAGCCACGGCAUUGCAAAGGGCAAGACACUGACCUCACAUCCUGCAGUCAAAGACAAGAUUGUGGCAGCAGGGAUCUACAGGUACUCGGAGGAGCGUGUGGUACAGGACGGCAACCUGAUCACCAGCCGAGGGCCGGGUACCGCCUUCGAGUUUGCCCUGGCCCUGGUAGAGGCGCUCAAAGGCAAAGAAGUAGCGGAUUUCCUCAUCCCACCCAUGCUGCUCAAAGUAUAAGGUGACCGUGGGGCUGAACUUCAGAGAGCUGCUAAGCGGAAGAAAACCUGCUAAGCCAGUUGGCAGAGAGCCAAGCCAGUUGGCAGAGAGCCAAGCCAGUUGGCAGAGAGCCAAGCCAAUUGGCAGAGAGCCAAGCCAGUAAGCCAGUUCUGUAUUCCAACUGUGCAUGUGCACAUCAAGAUUUGACAAUUAUUCUUUCGGGAUAAACAUUUAUCGUAUGCAUGCAAAAGCAUAGCGGGGUACCAGCAAAAAUGAAGAGAUCAUCGUGUUCCGACGUAACAUUUUGCAAAAACAAAACGUUUGGACAGCGAAGUAUUUUAGCGUCUUGAGUGUCCAAACUUUUGUGCAAACGUAAGUUUCCGUCUCGUUUCGACCGCACGUCCCCCAUAGCCUUGUGUGCAUUUAUCUGCCGCGUUUAUCCCGAAAAAAAAAUUUGUUGAAUCUUGUUGUGCACCAGACUAUUUUGGAAUACCGAACUGGCUUAUUUGCAGAGGGCCAAGACAUCAAAAACUUUUCUAAUCUCUGCUUUCUCUGCUUAGCAGCCCUUUGAAAUUUUCUAAACUCUAAAAUAUAUUUAUUUAAUUUUUCUCUUACUGAUAUGUCACUCUAUGCAUGUUGGUAGUCAGAGUGGUGUUAUAGACACCCUGUAUUGAAUGUGAAAGGUUUGAAAAUCCCAGUGUUUCAUGUUCGAUUUUGAGGGGGAGGGGGAAAUGUGGAAAUUGCAAUGUGAAAUCAUGUAGCUAAUCUUGUCAUUAUUCAUUCAAUUUGAUCACGCUUUGAUUCUUGUUUAAAGAUGGCUAAAGUGCUCUUAAUAAUGUACUGGAGACGAGCGGGGUAACCUUGGUUCUCAUGGGGGGGGGGGGCUCCCAAUUUCAUCUGUUCUGAUAAGUAGACAAUUUUUUCAUCGGUCACUUGGCCUCCUGCUAAUCAAGGGGGGGGGGGCUGCUGUCAGUGUCAGACAAUAGGUGGCGCUAUUCGCUGUACACGGUACGUACAGUACAAUAAAAAGCCACUUGCAAAAAGCAGGGAUUUCUUUGGAAAAAAAAACAAUCUUGAAAUUAAUCUUAAUGGAGUACCGAAGUGAAUACGUCACGCGCACAAAAUGUGUGUGAAAGACAUCAGCGCGUGAUUCAGCCCGUGAACCAACAUACGCGCAUGCUCCAUUCGUUUGCACUACACUUUCUGGUUCUAAAUGACGUCACACUUCGGUACGCCAUUCAUUGUUCUGAAGGUCACAGGUUUCAAUCCCUUUCUAGUCAUUUCUUUGUUGUAUAAAUUAUAAUUAGCGAAAUCAUUUUUUCAAUGUGAUUUGUAAUGAUUUGUGUAUGUAAUUGAUUAUUUAUUUAUUGUGGGGGCGGGGGGGGGGGGGGGAUUAGAUUUAUCUGAUUUAUUUAGUUCAGGGGAAUAGAAUUUGGAAUUUCAGUAAAAUGUAAAAUGCUGAUGAUAAAAGCAGCCAACCCUUUGCCAUUACAAAAAUAGACCAAAAAAUGUGUUUGCUGCCCUCUGUUGACAGAGAUUUGACAGUCCCUUGACAAACGUUCUUAUUGAAUCAAAUAAUAUGUAGUGUGAUUUCUGACAAGAAUUUUAAAUAAAUUGCUGAUCGAACUAGCUCCAAGUUAUCACA
Molecule: messenger RNA, 2441 nt
Organism: Patiria miniata (bat star)
Lineage: Eukaryota; Metazoa; Echinodermata; Asteroidea; Valvatida; Asterinidae
Gene: park7
Product: Parkinson disease protein 7 homolog
Exons: 6
Coding region: 89-817 (242 amino acids)
Biological process (GO): protein deglycation, glyoxal removal; guanine deglycation, glyoxal removal
Cellular component (GO): cytosol; nucleus
Molecular function (GO): protein deglycase activity
Source: RefSeq, a predicted model, not a curated record